Drosophila miranda is the source of this 1392-nucleotide messenger RNA. RefSeq names its product transcription factor HES-2. Gene Ontology annotation, biological process: regulation of transcription by RNA polymerase II; anterior/posterior pattern specification; regulation of neurogenesis. The record is from RefSeq and is a predicted model, not a curated record. Lineage: Eukaryota; Metazoa; Arthropoda; Insecta; Diptera; Drosophilidae. Gene Ontology annotation, molecular function: protein dimerization activity; RNA polymerase II cis-regulatory region sequence-specific DNA binding; DNA-binding transcription factor activity, RNA polymerase II-specific. Gene Ontology annotation, cellular component: nucleus. Bases 187 to 840 code for a protein of 217 amino acids. The transcript is spliced from 2 exons.
CCUCGUUUUUAUUGGAACAGUAUUUCAUCCAGCUAUAAUAGAAUGAUAUUCUCAAAACUGAGUAUAAGAUACUGCUGACAAUAUUCCUAUAGCUGAAAAAGGAAUGGAACGAUCGAUCUGCAAGGGUAUUAAAAACUCCGGCCUCCGAGGCUAGCCUUCUUUUCUUGUUAUUUUUGUCAAUGGAGAAUGCAACCUCGUCUGCCGUCGGAGUGGCUAUCAGAAAUUGGAGCUGAUUUGAGCGAAAAACGCUGCUCUGCUUCUGCUACUGCCAGUGCCACUGCUGCUACGGCGACCUGGGCUCUGACAGUCAGUCUGUGUAAAAACGGCGUGCAAUUCGGAGCCAAGAGCACGGCAACCCUUGCGAAGUCCACGUAUAUUCCAAACGAGAUGAAGCGCAACCAGAUUUUCAGAGGUGGCUACGUAGAGCAGGGCUUGUCACGCUCCUCUGAGUACCGCAAGGUGAUGAAGCCGCUGCUAGAGCGCAAGCGUCGUGCGCGCAUCAACAACUGCCUGGACGAGCUAAAGAUUAUUAUCUCGGAUCUAGCUCACAUGGAGACCACAGGGCUGAAUAAGUUGGAGAAGGCUGACAUCCUGGAGCUGGCAGUACACCUUUUGCAGGAACAACGCGCCUGCAGCUCCUCGCAACUUUCUGGCCCGGUGGCCCAUCAGCAGCGACUGGAGGCGGAGUCGUACUGGGGUGGCUUCCGUCAGUGCGCCGUGCAGGUGUCCAGCUUCCUGCAGCACCACGACAAGGCGCUCAGCGACCAGUUCAAUGAGUUCCUGCAGCAGAUCCUACCGGCCAAGCCAGCCCCUGAGCCGCCCCUCUGGAGACCAUGGUAAAAUUCCUGGUAGAACACCAAAAAUUACAAUAAAAACCAAAACAAAAAAGGGAGCUCAGGUUGUGGAUAUCUGUUGUGAAUUUCGAUAUCUCCCCAAUUUAAGCGCUAAUAUACUUAGGUUAGGCUAGGACUUUUUGUUCAAGGAUGAAUGAUGUUUCGAUCCGAUGUAUAAGCAAACAAAACAUACACUAAAAAUGAGGUUUGCUUUCGGUUUUUCUUAUUGCAAUAAUUCAAAAAACUUUUUUAUAUGUGUAAAAUUGUGUGAGGAAACGUUUGUUGUAUCAAUGAGAAUCCGAAUGAAUUGCUGGAAAACUUUUGUUGCUUCAAUUAGUCUUCAAUUAGAAUUGAUUUCAUCGGUAUUAAAUAUCUAACGCUCUCCGCAUUUGCAUGCUAAAUUAUGUAUUUCUUAUGGUGAAUAUAAUGCACACAAAGUAAGGCUGCUUUUGCAGUUAUAAAUAAUUCAUAAUCACUAAUCAUUAGCGUUACCAUUAACCGUUAACAUAAUGUUCAUCGAUACACAUCUACAUACAUAUGUGUGCAAGUAGCUUACAUA